AUGCCUCCCGUGGGCGCUCUGAGCACCUUCUUGGGCCCAGGCCGCUGGAAGCCGCGCCUGCGCCGGGCGCCGCGGCCGGACGUGCGGGCGCUCGGCCGGCGUGCCUCGCCAUUGGCCGGCCGCCGGUGCACGUUCAGGUUCCCGAGCACAAACAUCAAGAUCACGUUCACUGCCCUGUCCAGUGAGAAGAGAGAGAAGCAGGAGGCCCCCGAAUCCCCGGUGAAGCCUGUGCAGGCCCACAUCUCACCCCUGACCAUCAACAUUCCAGACACCAUGGCCCACCUCAUCAGUCCCCUUCCCUCCCCCACGGGAACCAUCAGUGCUGCAAACUCCUGCCCAUCCAGCCCGCGGGGAGCAGGGUCUUCGGGGUACAAAAUGGGCCGUGUGAUACCAGCUGACCUCAAUUUAAUGGCCGACAACUCACAGCCAGAGAAUGAAAAGGAAGCUUCUGGUGGAGACAGCCCAAAGGAUGAUUCAAAGCCUCCUUAUUCCUAUGCACAAUUAAUCGUACAAGCAAUUACGAUGGCUCCUGAUAAGCAGCUUACUCUAAAUGGAAUUUAUACUCACAUCACUAAAAAUUAUCCAUACUACAGGACAGCGGACAAGGGCUGGCAGAAUUCAAUUCGCCACAAUCUCUCUCUGAAUCGUUAUUUCAUCAAAGUACCACGUUCCCAGGAAGAACCAGGCAAAGGCUCAUUCUGGAGGAUAGAUCCUGCCUCUGAAAGCAAAUUAAUAGAGCAGGCUUUUAGGAAAAGACGGCCUAGGGGCGUGCCUUGCUUUAGAACCCCUCUGGGACCGCUCUCCUCUAGAAGUGCCCCAGCCUCUCCCAAUCACGCUGGAGUGCUCUCUGCUCACUCCAGUGGUGCCCAGACUCCCGAGAGCCUGUCGAGGGAAGGUUCACCAGCCCCCCUGGAGCCUGAGCCCAGCGCCUCACAGCCCAAACUGGCCGUCAUCCAGGAGGCACGGUUUGCCCAGAGUGCACCAGGCUCGCCUCUGUCUAGUCAGCCCGUUUUAAUUGCCGUGCAGCGGCAGCUGCCGCCAACGAUCAAGCCUGUCACCUACACAGUCGCUGCUCCCGUGACCACUUCGACCUCCCAGCAGCCUGUCGUGCAGACAGUGCACGUCGUCCACCAGAUCCCUGCGGUGUCCGUCACCAGCGUGGCCGGCCUGGCCCCAGCGAGCACGUACACUGUCGCCGGCCAGGCUGUGGUCACUCAGGCGGCCAUGCUGGCCCCUCCUAAGGCAGAGCCACAAGAGAAUGGAGAUCACAAAGAAGUAAAAGUGAAAGUGGAACCUAUUCCUGCGAUUAGCCAUGCCACACUGGGCGCUGCUAGCCGGAUCAUUCAGACGCCACAGACCACCCCAGUCCAGACGGUUACCAUAGUGCAGCAGGCACCUCUAGGUCAGCAUCAGCUACCAAUAAAAACUGUAACGCAAAACGGGACUCACGUGGUGCCAAUCCCUGCCGCCGUCCAUGGCCAGGUGAACAAUGCAGUGGCGAGUCCUCUGCACAUGUUGGCAACACAUGCCUCGGCGUCGGCCUCCCUGCCCACAAAGCGCCAGAAUGGCGACCAAACGGAGCAGCCAGAGCUGAAGCGGGUCAAGACGGAAGACGGCGAGAGCAUCGUCAUCGCCCUGAGUGUGGACACGCCGCCGGCAGCCGGCAGGGAGAAAGGUGUCCAAAACUAGCGACUGGGACAGCUUUUCUUACUUAGUAUCAACUCUGUGGUGCCAAAAGGAGACACUGCCACUCACCGACGCUCGGAGCGCGUUGUCUCGGUGGGUAGAGGGCCCUGCGGUUGGACUUCACCUCAGCACUGAAAACACAAAACCCAGGUGGCCUUAAAACUCCUAAAAGACAGAAGUCACACCUGAACAAAACCACAUGCAACAAAACCUGGUUCCGGCAGUGUCUCCCCACCCCGCGCUCAGCUUGUCACUCCAGAGCGGAGCUGCUGGGACAGGGCGGGGACUGUCCCCGCCGCCCUCCCAGGACCCUUGGGGCUGGCACUGGUAGAUGAGACAGUAUUUUGUUGUUCACAUGUGGAAUUAGAAUAUUUUGAGGUGUACUUUCUUUACAAAAUAACGGGGUCUUUGACAUUUCCGAUCGCUCCAUUUCUACUCUGGAAAUUUUGGAAUCACACAGGACCUUUCGUGUUGAUUUCAUUUGGGGAAAAGAAACAAUGUAGUUUUGUUUUUGUUGUUUGUUUUCAGCCUAUGGAAUGAUUUCCUUUUGUCUGUCCUGUUAACGUUCAGAUGGAGCUACUUGAUGACAUCUGCAGGUUUUCCGUGUUAGAGCAGGUGCCUGAUGCAUCUAGGACGGACGGACAGACUGGACAGAUGGAUGCCCAUGCUGGGCCGCAUGUUAACCAUGACUGAAAGAACUGCUGGACUCGUGGAGCUGCACUUAACUGGGUCUCUUUCCUGCUACUUUUUGUUGUUUGUUCCUUUGUGUUGACUUUGUCCCUUGCAUAAUUUUCCACUCUAAGUAAAACAAACCUCCUAAGUGUUGUGUGUGUUUAAAACAACAGAACUGUUCCUACUUCAUUUGGAAAAAAGAUUCGGUCUUAUACCACACACCCUUUUCAGACAAGUGUCACAGGUCUCUCCGUGGCAUGUUCGCUAGUCACUGUCACCGGUUCUAGGCACAGAGCCGUCGUCCAACCAGCUGUCCACCUGAUGACGCUGCGGUUUGCCUGGCUCGUGGGGAGCAGUUGCUGGGGUGGCUCAGAAGCUGCGUGUUAACACAAGGGUCUUGGAAACAUCCAGGUCCUUCUCUGGUUUGUAACAGGAAAUCCCCCUCAGCCUCUCAGAACUGAAGCAGGCCUGAAGCUGACUUCUCUCCUACAAAAAACAAAAGUGAGACGAAAGGAAACAAAGGUGAGACCGUGAGCAGUAGGGGCCCCACCCGGCCUCAGUCACACUGCCCCAGAAGAAAACCGCUGGCCUUUUCUGGAGUGUUCCAGGGGUGAGGGCUUUGGCCUUGUUGUGAACUUUUAAAUGUCAUCAUCAUCAUCAUGUUAUUUAUUUAAAUGUAGUUAUUUUGGUAUUUAAUUUUUUUUAAAGAGAGGAAAAAAACCCUGUAUUUUCCUGGUGGAAUGAAACGGCUCAGAAUGGUAUAUUUAGGCAAUUUUAAAACAUUUAUUAUUUACCUGCAGACCAAAUAUGAUAAAUCUGUUCUAAGUAUUGUGUGUCAACCCACAGUAUGGAGCUGUCACAAUGUUAUCGCAGAUAAUGCAUAUUAAAAAUUAUGAAAUUACUGCACACUAGCUGGAUUUAUAACUCAGCCAUUUAAAAAAUAAAAACAAAACCAUCAUGUGAACGAUACCACGUGUGUGACAGUAACAGAAUCUAAGCUGCAAGCUGAAGCAUGGAUGGAUUGGAGCACCUCAGGGCGGCAGUCUGCAUCUUCCAGGCACUUUACAGAUACCUUGGAAUGUAUAUUUUUGUCUUUUUACUCAGAAGGUUUGCAAUUUGCAAGAUAACUUGGAUUGCAUUGUGUCUUAUGUAGGGUCAGGUCGCUCCACUGAGUGGUCCAGACCUGCCAUUCAUGGCUACUGUAGGCCCUGCCUGAGCUCUGGACAGUGGUCA
Molecule: messenger RNA, 3591 nt
Organism: Neomonachus schauinslandi (Hawaiian monk seal)
Lineage: Eukaryota; Metazoa; Chordata; Mammalia; Carnivora; Phocidae
Gene: FOXK2
Product: forkhead box K2
Exons: 10
Coding region: 1-1689 (562 amino acids)
Biological process (GO): regulation of transcription by RNA polymerase II
Molecular function (GO): DNA-binding transcription factor activity, RNA polymerase II-specific; RNA polymerase II cis-regulatory region sequence-specific DNA binding
Source: RefSeq, a predicted model, not a curated record